Penicillium brevicompactum is the source of this 972-nucleotide messenger RNA. RefSeq lists its product as uncharacterized. The record is from RefSeq and is a predicted model, not a curated record. The coding region runs from base 1 to 972 and encodes 323 amino acids. NCBI's taxonomy places the organism in Eukaryota, Fungi, Ascomycota, Eurotiomycetes, Eurotiales, Aspergillaceae. The transcript has 4 exons.
AUGGUCGGUCUACAAGCUGAGAACCUCGCCGUAAACGACGGCCCUCUAACAUCAGAGAACGCUGCCCUCCUCCGCCCCUCCUCUCCAUCCCUCCCUCUCUCCGAGCUCCGCGCGCGCUACGAUGCAGACGGCUAUCUAUUCCUCAAGCAAGUCCUACCGAGGCAAGACGUUCUAGACGCCCGAGACGCCUACUUCUCUUCAUUGAAAGAGACAGGAGUCCUGAAGCCAGGCACCGCACCCGUGGAAGGAGUGUUCGAUCCGGCAAAGAGUCAUCUUGACUAUCCCGGCAUUGGAGCCGGACACGUUGACGGAAAUGGUAGACCUGGUGGUGAGCGGGCAGCUGCAUUCGUGGAUCUUGCCCUCGAUGCGCAUUACCAGGAAUGGUAUGACAAGUUCUGUAACCAUCCUGCGUUGUAUGACUUUGUGGCACGGUUCGCGGAUUGGGGGAAGAACACGCUUAAUCUGAAGCGUACUCUGCUCAGAAACAACAUUCCGGGUUCAAAGCCUAUUGGUGUGCAUUAUGAUCAGAUUUUCUUGAGAUAUGGGGAUCCGACGAGUAUUACUGCUUGGGUUCCUAUCGGAGAUGUCAAGAUCAAUGGCGGAGGGUUGAUUUAUCUGGAAGAUGGUGACAAUAUCGGAAUCGAGACGGAGGAGGCUUUCUUCCGGAAAGCGAAGCAGGCUGGACUUUCUGAUGAAGAGGCGAAGUCGGCUUUCAAUACGAAUAUGAUGUCGACGGGUCUCCUGUCUGAGUUCCCAAGUGGAUUUGCAAAGGAACAUGGGAAGCGAUGGUUGGUUUCAGAGUAUGAAGCGGGCGAUGUUGUCUUGCACAAGCCACACAUGAUCCAUGCCUCCACAAUCAAUCACGACCCUGAGAAUGUUAUCCGCCUUGCGACAGACCUUCGCUUUUGCGACUCGUCUAAGCCUUACGAUAAGCGAUGGAUGAACUCCUAUCGCUUCAAUGACGGUGUAUAG